Molecule: messenger RNA, 5390 nt
Organism: Sycon ciliatum
Lineage: Eukaryota; Metazoa; Porifera; Calcarea; Leucosolenida; Sycettidae
Exons: 16
Coding region: 980-3973 (997 amino acids)
Biological process (GO): calcium ion import across plasma membrane
Cellular component (GO): plasma membrane
Molecular function (GO): calcium channel activity
Source: RefSeq, a predicted model, not a curated record
AGUCAUGUAGUUUCACCAGUCCAGUAUGCUGUUUGUUGUCGUCUAAUGCCUGGUCAGCCGCUAUCAGUAGAUUCACUGUAUCAGUCUUGGCUAGGCUAGCUGUGUGACCGAAACUCGGCGAAAGUGUUCGCCAGCGGCCAGAGUUCUCUGCCACUUUUGGGCAGGUGGAGUGGAUUGUGUUUUGCGAAAGAGUGCUUCUGAUGAUCGAAGACUUAUCCCAGGUGAUAGCUGAGUGAUUGCUUUCUGUCGCUGUACAUGCUGUACGGCUUGUUCCCAACUGCGCUACAGGCACAGUCAGUCAUCAGAGAUCUGCUGUGUUUUCUAUUCUUUCUGUUGCCAGUGUUGGGCAUUCUUUCUGUUGCAUAGUUUGAAGUGGGUUCCGAGGGAAUCUCCCUUCCGCUGCUGAAGACAAAGAAAUCUAGAGCUAGAAAUAAAGUACAUGCAGGAACGGCUUCCAGGAUGUCCUGAACCAGGGAGUAGUAAAAUACACUCCCUGUCCUGAACCGUCCGUGAACGUUCUCCGUAUAUCCUACUCUCUACCCUGGUCCCGACCACAUGACAGCAGUAGAAAACUGUCACGGGCGAGUGCGUAGUGGAGUCUAGUCACGAGCGUCAUUCGUAGAGGACGAGAGAGCGCCUAGCCUUUCAACCUCACUGGCGCUGAGGUGAAAAUCCGAUCGAAGCGGAAGGCAGUGUUUUGACAGUGUGCGUGUGUGGACCCUUUCGGCUAGUUUUAGCUAGUUUCUGGCAGGUGUGCCAUCACCACGAUCACAGCCUCUAGUUUCAGACGUUAUUCGAGCGCUGACAGGGUUCCGCCGUGUACAACGAAGCGUUACAACUGGUAUGACUGGAGACGAUCUCUGCUGCUCUGCUGCCGUGUUGGCGGAUGUGACGAUUGUCGAGGACUGUUGCCUGCCGUGGUGGUGGAGUAGCGCUGACACUGCUGUUGCCGCUGCUGGUCGGAAAUAUCAGAAACAGAAUGAGUGCAGGCCACAUUGCAGCUGGAGUCGCUCCGGGCCAGCUUGAGUUGCUGGACAUGGCUGCUGUGGCCAUUCGAGACGAUGCUGAGACCGAGAGCGAUAAAGAGAGACGGCGGACGGCUCCGUCCAGUCCUCGAUCAACAGCACGACACAACCCGGCCAGCGCUCCGGAGCACGCCAAAUCUCCUCGUCACAAGGCGUUCAGUAUCGACGAUACGAACGCGCUCGACGGGUCAUCGCUAAGCCGUCGCUCCUCGGCGAGCGCACGAUCCGCCAAUGGCAACGGGCUGAACCAAGGACCGUCGAGCAACACACGCGAUGCCGACACACCAUUGUCAUACGAACCGACGAAGGCAGCAAUCGUUGAGGUAUCUAUGCCAAUAGGGAGGCAGGCUGGGGAGCGAAGUUCCAUCAAGAUGAAGUUGCGUGCGCUGAAGAAUCUCACCGCUCAGCGUAGCUAUGAUGAGAGUGAUGAGGAGAGCAGUGCGUUUCUGCGCGAGAGGCUCAAUAUCCGUCGCCUGUGGUGUGAUGUGAAAGACCCCAAGACACCUCAGUCAAGCGACUUUCAGGAAGAGGUUCGCAACCUCCUCCGCCAGCAGGAGCUGGACUGUCUUCUGCCGGAGGACUGCCUGGACGAGACCACGGCCGAGCUGGACGUGUUUGCACGCCUGGUGUACGAUCGUCUGGGUCGCAAUUACAACUCGGCACUGCUGCUUCUGACCAAGCACAGCUGGAUAGAGGACAAAGUGACGUCGCUUCUACUCGAUCGCCUCAUCAGCCACAACAGCAAGGCCACCUCGCCACAAGAUGAAGCGUUCGUUGCCCCAGACCCUCGGACUGGCAACACUCCGCUGCACCAGCUGGCCAGGAUCAACUACACGGAGUCGGCACACGUACUAUUCCGUCAGUACCCGCAACUCUGGCGCAUUGAGAACAAAGACGGAGUCUUGCCGCUGGAGGUGGCCUUUGACAACUCGUGCUGCAAGAUUGCUGUCAAGCUCAUGGACGACAUGCCCAAUGAUCACGUACGGGAUGUGUUCCAGAAGAGAAGACGCUUUGCCGACAUUCUGAACGACACGAAAAUGACGGACGCUACACACGCUAUCCUGGACAGGCUUGUUGCUGAGUGGCCGGAUGAGGAGGGUGAGGAGAGAGGUUUCGACUUCUAUUAUCAGCCUCUGGAGUCGGAUAGCAAGGGACGGAUGCCUGGGGAUGAGGGCUACAAUGGAAUGAACUCCUGCUUCAUGGCAAUACUACGCAGGAAGAAACUCUACCAGGCGUUUGGCAACCAGAGAGUUGUGCGUAUGUUACUGAACGCCAAGUGGCAGUCGUAUGGUGAGAAGAUGUUGUGGAUUUCAGCCAGCGCUUUCUUCCUGUUCAUCUUGGUGCUAACGUUUGCCACGGAGAUGGCCACAUCGGUAGCGGAUCCGACGUCGUAUAAUAACGCGGGAGACUACAUACGCGGUUUCUGUGAGGUGGUCAUACUGCUGGUACUUGCAGCUCUCUUUCUCGGCGAAAUCAUAGAAAUGGUGGAAUCAAGACAUGAUUGCCAUGGCUACUGGACAGACCAUUACAACUUAGCUCAGAUAACGUCGUUCACGUUUCUCUCCAUCGUGGUGCCACUGCGUUACCUAGACAACGACGGGCAGGCACAGUGGGUGUUUCUGUCAGUGGGAUACUUUAUCACCAUGGCGAGAUCAUUCAAAUUCAUAUCCACAUCCAGCUUACUUGGUGUGUACACACGCGUCAUCACCGGUAUCCUAGCCAGGGUUAUGCCUAAGUUCAUUGUGGUCUUUGCCUUUGUCCUGGUUGCCUGGGCCGGGGCAUGGUACCCUGCACUCCGAUCACACAGCCGUGGACUGGCGGUGGACAAUACCACCCAGACUGACAUUGGCCUCAUACUGGAAACCAGUUCUUACUGGGAAAACAUCUUCCUGGGCGUGCGUGUCAUGAUUGAAGGACGUAACCUCAUUGACUACUACAAUAACAAACAACAGCUAGGAGCUCUGUCGGUCUUCUUCUACCUGCUUCUGCUGGCGUUUGUGGCUCUGAUCAUGAGGACGAUCCUGAUCGCUCAAAUGGCCGCCACUUACAACACGCUGAACCGUGACGCUGUGCACCAGCUGGAGAUCAACCGUUCCUGGGUGCUGCCCAGUUUAGAACAGGCCUCCCUCUUCAAUGGAAAGUUCUCUCCGUUUGGUGACUGGCGCAGUCGCUACUAUAACCACAAGGAGACCAUCAGUGCCAAGGACCUGCAAAAGCUGCUGCAGGAGGAGAAGGUGGACGGUUUCGUGCACCUGGAGAGGCUCAUGUUCCGACAGAAAGCUGAGCAAGAUAUGAAACAACUGCAGCUCCUUCAACACAUUGACCACCAGACUAUACUGGAGGAAAAGUGGAAUACUGGCAUUCUGGAGGCCGUCAAGAACAGCCGCCUGGAGCUGCUAGAGCAAUCCAAGCGCCACCACCUCACACUGGUAUCCCAUAGCAACAGUGCCGUCGCCCAGGUUACUGGCCCGGUGACAGGUGAUCACGUGACCCAAGACAACACAGCCAAUCAGGUAGUACCAGCAACUGCUACUGUCGACUCACAGCCCGGGGGGGCCUGGCAGGCUAUCCACAGUCAGCUGAAGACGCAGAAUGAACGCUACGACAGACUUGAAACAUUGCUCUUACAGCUGGAAGGCCAUCUUCCCAGCUCUGCAGGAACAGCUGGACCUCAGCAACAGCAACACCAGCAGCACCAGCAAUCAACCCAGGGAGCGCUAGACACACAGUCCACUGGCAUAGCAAGCAGUCAUGCAGCAGAUCAGGAGCUAAGCUUGGUCAAGACUCUAGUACAACAGCAAUGCACUCAGCUGCAGGAUCUCCGACAGUCCAUGCAGCGUCUGGAGCAGCACAAUCAGGAACUAGCGCAGCAGCUACGCAGCAUCCACGCACUGGGACAGGUCACCAUGACAACCUCUACACCUAGUACCGAUUCUGAGACAAUCUGACAUCGCCAUGCAGCGAGAUUCUAGCCCGGCGUGUGGUGGUCGGAGAGGUAUUAGUGUCACAAUGGGUACUCCCAUGCAGUCUGCCUCGCCAAUAUAAAGAAACACGUUGAAAUAUCAAUGAACAGACACGCUCUUGACCUUGACCAAUCGUUGCUAACUUAUAGCUAGCACGCCCGACGAAACCGGUACUGCCGGGAUUUUCGUACCAGUCACACCACACGCCGCUGCUGGCAGCCUAUUCCAAGUCGUGGCGAUCUGCGGCUGUGUUUAAAACUGCCCGCGCUGUGCGGCUCUGAAUCGCACACAUGGACACCGUACUGCUCUACUAGUAUACAAUUGAACGUGUGAGCACUGCGAUUGGACGACAGGCCAGAACGCCCCACGGUUGUAGACCCAUUGAUGUCUAGCUUAGCAAGAUGAAUACUUGAGUGUUGCCUGAUGACUAGGUAAGCAUGAAACCAGGGAGUCGUAAAAAUACGACUCCCUGCAUGAAACCAGGGAGUCGUAAAAAAAAUUAAAAAGUAUUUUACGACUCCCUGCAUGAAACUGAGUUUAGUGUCAAACUAGCCUGACCACUAUUGUUCUGUGCAUUCUUGCACUGGGUGCAUCAGGCUUCCGGUACUUGAACGUAGAUAUACGCAGAAAGCUGGUUGCUCCCUACACUGACUGCUGCAUAGAGUGUGUGCCGCACUUCCUUCUUAGCAGCAGCUCUACCGAUUGUGAGGGUAUAGAUAGGACCAAGAGUACAUAAACCUUUAUAAUACUCUUGAUAGGACGCAUACCGGUACGGUAUGUGCCAUAUCCAUAAGUGGUUUUGCCAAUUACCGGUAAUCGCCUAGAGACUUCAGCUACCUGCGACUCCAUGCCUAGUGUUGCCAGCUAACAGUAACUGCAGCAUGCUAAAGGAUAGUAAAAAGCUGUCCUGAGUAUCAAUGAUGGAUCAUGAUUUUUUAACGCCUAUGCAGAGGUCCCUGUUGCACAGGACCUCAUGAUAAUAAUUAUUACUAUAUUCGUAUUCAACUGUGCUUGCGGCUAGUCUGUGGGCUGCUUUAUCAAAAUGUGUCAGUUCCACUUUCCCCUGAUGAAAAACUGGCGUACAUGUACGUGGUAAGCUCAUCUACAGUUGUCUAUUUUCUUCAUACUGCAAGUGCAUUCUCCAACGAAGAGCCGCAGACUACAAUAAUUAUACCGGUCUAUAUCUCUAGAUUUCAACCCAAUCCAUGUUCCUCGUUAAUAUAAUAAUAUUAUUUACAUGUCUGACAGCCCUUCAGUUGCACGUCUAUGCUGACAGGUGCUUUCUAUGCUAAAUGUAAGGUCACACAAGAACCACCGGGAGCAGUAUCCAAUCCGGUCGUACCAAAGCCGUUCACACAAUUUGUUUGCCGGUAGUUGGAACAUAAUGUAUGACCUCUUUUAA